GAAAUUCUGUCAGUAAGAACAAUGGGCCUGCUUCUCUAUCUAUAGGCACAGAUCAGGAGAGAAAGAAGAAACGACGGAGCCGGAGAAAGCAAAAGCGAGACUUAUUAGAAUUGUAGGAAAAUGUGUUUAAAAUAAUAAGAAUUAAAAGGUAGUGAAAAAAAAAAAGAAAGAAAUGUUAGGAGAACCAGAAGAUUGACUUGGCCUGGAGAGAAUUACGGGAUCAAGCAACUGUGAGGCCGUCCCAAAAAUGGACUUAUCAACUUGAGAUAAGGACACAACUUUUCGAACAGAUUCGCUUGCUAUAGUAAACUUAUCAGGACAACAGAGCUGUUUAAGAAGAUUGAAUCCGAUUCUGAUCCAAAAGUGUCGCAGUGGGUGAGUCAGACUGAAAGCCGUCUGCUGAUGGAGGAGUCUGGAAGUCCUCGCUUUGGGAAGCUCCAUUUCCCCGUGGGGCUGUGGAUAAAUUCUCCAAGGAAACACUUUGCAAAACUGGGAGCACGAUGGCCAAGUGCAGUAUCAGUCAAAUCUACUACUAGCUCAGAUGCAGCCUCUGUGCCUGAUGCCCCGCCCCCAGCACCUUCUACUGCCCUCUCUUUCUCAAGCCCCUCUAUUUCUCCACCUUCCCCUUCACCUAACCGCGCUGUCCUUCGGCCUCGGCCCGCCAAUCAGCAAUCUCGUGCCAAGCGCCUGUCCCACCUCUUCUUAAAAGGGAGGUCUAACAGUGAUCGUGACCGUGCCAUUGGAGAGCGUGAGAGGGAAGUGUGGGCACAUUCAGCCACUCCAUCACUGCAUCACUACCUACCCCCUGCAUCAUCUUCUGCCCCAGGACUAGUGAAGAUCUAUGGGGAUGCUCUCUCAAGUGGAGCUAACUAUCGGAGCCUGCUGGCUAAUAUCCAUUCCACAGCUCGACAGCUCAUCCAGCAGGUCAUCAACAGAUACACUGAGAGGGAAAGGGAGAACGAGAGUGAUGACGUAGCUCUCCAGAAGCAUUCUCCAGAGGACUUCCUGUUGUGUGAUGUCAUCGGAAAGCCCAUUCAGCAUGCCAAUGGAGCUGUACAAUGGCAGACUGAAUGCCGGAGAGGAGUAGCACCCUGGGAAUGUCCCCUACUGCUAGUGGACAUGUGGAGGCCCAAAGAGGGCUUUGAGCGUCGAUUUGAGAUCCAGCGGCGCGACGAAUAUGAGAGGGAGGAAAAAGAAAAAGAGAAGGAGAGGGAGAGGGAUGGAGAGAACCCCAAGGCAGUGCGCUGGAGGCGGAGCCGCAUGUCCUCUGGGGGUGGUCUUGAUGAAGAGCGAGGCCACCGUGGGCGCAAUACUGAACUCAGAAGAAGCAUCAGUGACAUGAACCUGACUCUGAGACGUCGCCAGGGCAACCAGGCCAACAAUGACUCCAGACGUAGUGGCAACGCAACAAGCAGUGGUGAAGAACAGGACAGGAAGAACAUUGUGAGCAUGAUUGCAACAGAGCUGGGACAGGUCAGCGGAUCGCGGAUUGUCAGCGAGGCAGAGAGACGAGCAGCUGAAGACGAUAAAGAUUCCUGUGACCUGGAAGUGAUGUCCCAGAGUCUGAUCCUCCCACCCACGGACCGUCCUUACUUCCUGUUGCUACAGGGCUAUGACCAAAGCAAGGACUUUGUUCUGUACAUCAUGGCGGGCCACACGCACGUUUUCGGACGGAAGCCGACAUUCCGCGAGAGGGAGAAGGACAGAGAGCGGGAGCGAAAGGGGAAGAGGCCUCUUAGAGUGGACACUUUUCUCUCAGCUCCUGACCUGCUUGUCCGCCACCUGCUCAUCAGGAGGGACUCAGCUGUCCCUGAACAACAACGUGGUCAUGCUCUGCUGCGUCCAUUCCGAGGAGGAGCUGUCAGUCAUAACGGAGUUGUGUUGUACAGAGAGGCGGUCCUUAAGCCUGGAGAUCUCAUAGGACUGGGUAGCCACUUCGUCUUCCUCUACCGUGACCCGAGAGUGACCCCUGCCCCGCCCUUAGCACUGGCUCUACCACUGCAGACCGAUGGGAUGACUUCCUUUGGCCCAGGGAACAUGAUGGACAGACAGGAAGCUCUCAGGAAAUAUCUGGGAUCUAAUGAGGCAGUGCUGAAAUUUCAGGCAAAUCAUGCAGACAUCCUCUUGCAGGAAAUAAUCUCAAAGAAUUCAACUCCAGAUGCAGGUGGUGGACCCCUAGCACCAGCCUACUUGCUGUCACUCAUGAUUGACUAUGCCUCCAAACAUCUGGACCCUGCACUAACACCCCAACUGCUGUUAAAGGCAGCCAAUCAGAUAAAGGCGAUUGUGUGGGAGAACAUUAAAGAGUUUGGAGACAAACAUCCUACACAAACCUCUCCAGAGUCCGAGGUGGACCUUCCUCCACCUAGUGUACAGAAACUCUCCUCUGACCUCCGACCUCUCAUGUUCUGGAUGUCCAAUGCCACCGAGCUGCUCAACUUCUUCCAGGUCAAAGUAGAAACCAUGGAGAAGGAAUGGGAGUUUGAAGCUCCCGGUGACCCAGUUCUCUCAGCUGACAUGGACACUUGCUCGGAUGCACUGGCGCAGCUGGACGAUGUCAUCAUGCACACGUUCCAGCAGUGUGUGUAUCACCUGACAAAGACAUUAUACUCCCUCCUUCCCACUCUACUGGACACCAACCCUUUCUCGAACGAAGAGAAAGAGAAGGAAAAGGCCGGAGUGAGGGAUGGAAAGAGUCACACGGGUGAAGGAGACGGGGGCGAGGAAAGUGAUGUGUCUAAUUUACCUCCCACCGUGGCAGGGCUGGUGGAAGUUUAUCGAUGUUCCUUGCAGUUGACGCGUGAUGCCUGCCUCUCUCCACCUCUCACCUCUCAGACCUUCGGCUACCUGUUCUUCUUCACCAACACCUCGCUCCUUAACACUCUGCUUGAAAGAGAUAGUUUAUUUUCCUGGUCUCGUGCAGUGCAGAUUCGCACUAAUCUGGACCUGGUUCUAGACUGGCUGCAGGGGGCGGGACUAGGAGAUAUUGCCUCGGAAUUUCUCAAAAAGCUUUCAAACACUGUCAACUUCCUGUGCAUUCCCAAGACCCGCCUUAUCCAGUCAUCUUGGGCCAACCUACAGGAGGACCAUUCUUUGUUAAGCCCUGCGCAGCUUCACCACCUUCUCACUCAUUAUAAGCUUGGACCAGCCAGAGCGCCACCUACCUGUUGGACUCCACCCUCAGGCACUGACCUUGGAGGCGAUAUUUUUGAGAGCUUCCUAGACCAUCCACCUCUUAUCCUACCCAAUGAAACCCCGAGCCUAGACUUGACUCUACCAAUCCCAAACCCUGAGCUCCUAAAGGAAGUGACACGUCUGCGGACUUUCCUGUGGGGUCUGGAUCAGGAAGAACCUCCUGCCAAUCAGAGAACUAGGUUGUAGCAAGAGAACACAUAAUCUCUUGGGUUAAACAAUUAUACAAAAAAAACCCCAGAUGUGACCUUUAAAGCACACCUGUAAGAUUACAAUACAUAUCAUUUAGUCUCUAUGCGAAUACAAGUUGCUUUUGAGAGAUUUUUCAUAGAGUAUUAUAUAUUAUAUAUAACUGACAUAGGCCUUUAGAUCUGUUAAGCUGUGAAGACAUUUCGAAAUGCCUCCACGUUAUUGUUGAAAUUUUUUCUCAGUUAUGUUUCUUACCUUGUAUUACUUGUGCAUCAUUUUAGAUGAUUAUUCACCAUGUUACAUAUCAACAGUAAGUUGUUUAAUCACUGCCUGGUUGCAAUGGUUACUUGACUUUUAGGUUUCGAAAAAGUUUAGUAUGUAUUCACUUUUUUUUUACUUUUAAACAUGUAAAACUCUAUUACUGGCAACACCAAAUAAACCAAAUAUACACUAAUGCACUAAAACAUAACACUAAAGGGUUCUAAUAAUAAUAAUUAUGUAUAUGCCAUAUUUUUAAUCACACUUUGUGAUAUUUGUGUUUUUCCUCUAUACAGUAUAAACACAUUUUAGCUACUGUGGUUACACUGAGCAACACAUCUGGCAUUCUUUUGCCUUUAUUGUAAGAUUUUUCACCGUCUUUUACAGAAAAGUGUACCACAGUCUUCCUCUCCAGGUCCAUUCACGUCACUAUAAAAUCAGUGAUUCAGAGUUAUCCGUGAUCUCACUCACCCUAACAUGUUACAAUCCUGACCCAUUUCCAACAUCUGCUUCUCACAUUAACACUCUGACCUCGUAAUACACUCACCCAGAUGCAUUACAUAUUUUAUCCAUGUGUUAUAUGUUCACAUAUUGGCAAUAAAAAGAAAAUUGUCAUGGGA
This is a messenger RNA of Silurus meridionalis, 4259 nucleotides long. It is a transcript of the gene rasip1, whose product is annotated as Ras interacting protein 1. The coding region runs from base 403 to 3381 and encodes 992 amino acids. Gene Ontology annotation, molecular function: GTPase binding. The record is from RefSeq and is a predicted model, not a curated record. Lineage: Eukaryota; Metazoa; Chordata; Actinopteri; Siluriformes; Siluridae. Gene Ontology annotation, cellular component: cell-cell junction. Gene Ontology annotation, biological process: signal transduction; regulation of GTPase activity; angiogenesis. The transcript has 16 exons.